CUUCUUGCACUUCAGAGCACAAAGAACUCGGCGGAAGUAAAACCCGGAGUUCCCUUCACCGACUCUGGCUACGGGUCAAUUCUCAACCCAAAUUACACUGCCAAUGAUGCUCGCCCAGAGGCCACACCUCAAGACGCAGCGGAGGACACGCAUGCCGAUGAUGCAAUGACAGUGUACUCGGCGGCAACAACCGUAACACCACAUCAUGCCCAGCAGUAUAUAUCUGAGUUCUGCGAUGAUCUUCAUUCGAAAUUCAAGCAACAGAUCGAUGCCAAGACUUGGAAAAUUGUGUUUCAAAGGCUGCCCGAGCUUAUCAAAACGUUUGCUCUCAGACUAGGACAGGAAUCGUCAUCCGUGAAGAGUCGACACAUCGUGUAUUUCCUCCAUAAGCGUCAUCGCGAGAUUGCCAAGCACAUGGAAUCGGUGGUUUCAGGUGCAGGCGGUGAUGUCGUCGAGAGUCCAAAAGUCGACACUGAAGGCAUGUCCUUAUUCGAUAAAAUGAACAUGUGGAACGAUCGAGCCGAUGAAAGCGACAAGGUUGCGAAUCGUGAUGACUGUUUCGAGGGUGUGUACGACGUGGAUGAAGAAGACAUUGGCCAAGUGGACACGUCUGUCUACAACGAGACUAUCCUCAACAGUGCCGCUUAUCAGUGGUUCAUCGCCACAAUCCAAAAGGAACAGCGUAUCGAUCGAGGCGGAAAAGAGGAUCGUGCCGUCAUUGACGAAAUUCGCAAGGCCAUCAUCACUCGACUCCCUGCUGCCUGCAUCAGCAAACGACGACCUGUGCCAUCAUCCGUCGUAGCCUUUCGGCUUGAAUGGUGGAAGCUCAAGCCUCGUCUCGAAGCGGGGCGAACGAGACUGGGAUUGUCACUUGGUCAAUGUUUGUCGCAUGUAAUAACAGUGACAGGGUCGUCUAAUGGAGCACAAGCAACGACAAUCAGGAAUUACAUGUCCCAGACAUGGCCAAUGAGUAAUGCUAUCCUUCUAAGUGCUCUUGAGCACGUGGUCGACGACGAUCAAGGAACUGUGUAUCAUGCGCAACUAUUGGACAAGACCAUAAUCAGGGUUUAUAUUCGAGGAGCAUAUCUGCUUGUUGCGAUCCGGGGACCAGCGCAAUCGAUUGCCGAGUGUGGUGAGCAGCUGGCAUGGCUCGCUGCUGGACUAUCCCCAAGUCUAGGCUUCAAUCAUUGCACAUCCACCAUCACCGAGAAUGAUUACGAUGGUUAUUUGAACGAUCUGUAUCCAGGUUGCAAAGUGACGACGUUUGACGUCAGUCUUCAGCAGAGCAAUGUCGGGUCGAACUUGUCAAAGGCACCCUGCCUGGUUCGGGCCGUCGGCAACCCUUCCAUCGUCACAGGGUUCCCGACCGCUCGGCGUCCAGAAAAUUUCCUUGGACUCGAAAUUGACACAGAGCUUCUGCUUUCAAUCAUCAAAACCACUGAUGACGGGUUGUUUUGGCCUGGGUGCGGAAAGAGGCUCGCAGUCUUUCAGCAGACCGACGAUGUCGUCCUCUGGCACAUCUGCCACUCGGCUAGUCGACCCUGUCUCUGUUGCAUGAGACACUGCUCACUUUACCCGCGUGGAUUUCUUUCCAUCGAUAGUCUGAGAAACUGUCGCCACAUUGUUGACUUGUGUGGUGACUCUGACCAUCUCCUGGCUGAGGGCCAGUUGCGGCCUUCCACCAAAGAAGACAUCUCCAGGCUCAUGAUGGAAAACCAACCGGAACAUGAUGACAACGAUGCUUACUUUAAAGAUACGUCAUGGAGCGGUAGUAGUUCUCAUUUGAGAACGGGCGCUGAUUCCACGGACGCCUCGUUCGAAAGCGACCUGUUUUCAGAUUCGGGUUCCUCAGAAGUCUAUGAGCCACUGGAUAGCAGCGACCAAGACUUUCCAGCUCUGAACCGGGUUCUCCAGACACUACUCUCGGGCUUCAGAGAAAGUUGUCAGGUGCGGAAGAGGCCUGGCCAAAGCGAAACCUCAUCUGGCACCGGGUCAGAGACUUUCAGACCCCUUCGUGCAGCCAUCUCAACAAAUUCGUCGUCCCACCCGUGUCGCAAGAGACAGCGUCAGCAGAGCGACGAUGAGGGUUCUGGAAACGAAGAUAUGCCACCACCUGAUAAGAGAGCGGCCCUACCUCAAGGCAAACGCAGAAGACAGCAGCUAGCGUGUCCGUUCUGGAAGCGGAAUCCUGGCCAACACCGAGCAUGUUUCUCAAAGACAUUGAGGAGGAUACGAGACGUCAAACAGCAUUUGACACGGAAACAUACUCCUGAGUUCUACUGCGAAUGUUGCUGUGCCACUUUUGACAAUGAGGACAGCCAUCGAAGACAUGUUACCCAUGUCUCUGGUGAAGUGUGCGUCCACGACCCCACUGUUGUGCUAGAUGGCAUCUCUCAUCAGCAGCAUCGACGCCUAUCGAAAAAGUCAGACUUUAAGUUUACAGAUCAAGAACAAUGGUUUUCAGUCUGGGACAUACUUUUUCCAGGAAGUCAACGACCUGACUCAGCUUACCUUGACUUUGGCCUAUCUGAGGAAACCAGCAGCUUUCGAGAGUACUGCUUCCAAUAUGGGCCUGCAACGCUUGAGCAAGCCCUGGCAGACGAAAUUCCCGAGGUCGAAAGGAGACAGCAUCUGAUAAGGAUAUGCCAGACUGGCUAUAACCAGCUUUUUGAAGCGUGGUAUUCCAGUCGCGACUCACGGGAGACGUCGUCUCGCAAUGGUUCGUCCACAACCAGCCAAAGCGGCACCCGACUGCCGCAAUGCCAACCGACACCAAGCUCCUCGUUAGAUAACUCUUUUCUGACGAGAGAAAAUCCCGCUCUUGUGGACCCUCAAUCUCAGUAUUCGGUUCCAAAUCCUGAUAUGGACCAGUCGAGACCUCCGUGCGCAUGGAACGAUGCCUCACAACUACCCUUAGGAACCAUGGCGAGUGGAGACUUCCAAAUUUCUGACCAAGACCUUCCCAACAUGAACCCCAACAUACCCUUGCAAUCUUGGUCUGGAGCGGGAGAGACAAGUACUGUGCAGUUUAUCUUCGACCCAAUCGUGCGUAGCUCUGCAGGACUGAAUCCGGGCGAUCUGCAAAUUGACGGAGGAAUGGACUUCAGCAGUUUUCUAAACUACGCAGGAGACACAAACCCCAACCAGUAACUGAAGUGUAGCAUGAGAAUUAGAUGGUGAGAAGUUGGACAAGGCGUAAAUAUUGCUUGCUUUCUAGGGUCAUAGGAAACAAUGGUUGCGAAACUGUAGCAUAGAAUUUCAUCAAAGAUGGGCUACAGGUUCGAUCAUGUCUACUUAUCCGCCACUUUGAAAAGAAGCCCUUCAGUGACCCGGCCGAUCCUGUGAUGCCCACCAUUAGCCACUGCUGAGGUCACCCCCUGCCGCACCUGUUUCUCUUAAAAGGCGUCAGAUUCUGAAUGACUUACCCUGUUCCCCCUUCGAGCGCUCUGGGGAUCCUCUGCCGAUCGCCCUUAAUGCCGAUG
Messenger RNA from Ilyonectria robusta, 3482 nucleotides. RefSeq lists its product as uncharacterized. The record is from RefSeq and is a predicted model, not a curated record. The transcript has 3 exons. The coding region runs from base 166 to 3150 and encodes 994 amino acids. Lineage: Eukaryota; Fungi; Ascomycota; Sordariomycetes; Hypocreales; Nectriaceae.